UGGUUUAGCGCAACUAGGUACUCAAGCGAUGGAAUCGUACGAGUUGCACGUAUAGCGCGUAACUGCGCGUGUUGUAUCGGUCACUCGCGGGCUUUUGAUUUAAAUGCUGGUUCAUUGUCUUUGCGAAGGUUUAUCAGUGCAAGUGAGACGCGAUGCUGCCCACUUCGGCCAGUUGUAUACGCAUCCAGCAAAGAUGGAUAUUCGCGGUGAUGGGUUUCUUGGGACUGUUCAACGCUUACGCGAUGCGCAUCUGUCUGUCGAUCGCAAUCACGGAGAUGACCGUGCCUGUGAACAUCACCGAGGAGCUGAUCGACGACACGUGCCCGGAUCUCGAGCAACCAUUAACGAGCAACGCCACUGUUGUUUUACCACCGCACAGAGGCACUUACGUUUGGAGCGAGUACACUCAAGUAAUGACGGCCCACUGGGUCCCACCGAGCGAAUUGGCCCUGAUAACAGCGGUGAUCUUCAUAGGCGUCGAUCUGGGCAUAAUCGGCGCGACAACGAUAUCCGGACUGAUUCUCCGUUACUCGGUCAUCGGCUGGCCCGGUGUCUUUUACUUCUUCGGUGGUGCUGGCAUCCUUUGGUUCGUACUCUGGGUACUUUUGUGCUACAACGACCCCGAGGAGCAUCCGUUCAUAUCGCGCAAGGAGGCCACCUACCUGCGGGAGUCGCUCAACGAGCACACCCACAAGAACAUGCCGCCAGUGCCGUGGGCCCACAUUUUCAAAUCCAAAUCCUUUUGGGCGCUACUGGCAGUGCAAAUUGGCCACGAUUGGGGCUUGUACACCCUGGUGACCGAUCUCCCCAAGUACAUGUCGAGCGUGCUCCGGUUUUCCGUCGAGUACAAUGGCUACUUGUCCUCGCUCCCGAAUCUCUGCUCCAUCCUGUACUGCCUGGUCAUAUCCUGGGUGACCGACAAGAUGAUCACCUCAAAGUGCCUUUCCAGGACCAACGCUCGGAAGAUCAACACCACGAUAUCGACCAUCGUGCCCGCGUUCCUCAUCAUCGGAGCCUCGUACGCCGGCUGCCACCGCACCACCGUCGUCGUGCUGUUCACCCUCGGGGUGAUGUUCAUGGGUAGCAGCUUGCCGGGGAUCAAGGUCAACUCGCUAGAUCUCAGUCCGAAUUACGCGGGCACGCUGAUGGCUCUGACCAAUGGGAUAGCCUCGUUGACGGGCAUGUUGACUCCUUACCUGGUUGGCGUGCUCACGCCCCGUCAGACCCUCAGCGAGUGGAGGCUGGUCUUUUGGAUCGUUUUUGCCGUUUUCUUCGUUACCAAUACGAUUUUCGUGAUGUUCGCGAGUGGAGACGUGCAGGACUGGAACGAUCCCGUUUUCCUCAAGGACCAAAGUGAUAAGAAAAACAACAAAACCUGAUGCCUGGGAAUGAAGUUUUUUUUUUUUUUUUUUUUUUUUUCAACAACUUUGUUACUGGUUUUUUUUUUCCUCCAGAAAAUUUGAGUCUACACUUGCUUUGGGUCGUUAGUUACGAGGCGCUGAGAACCACAUGUAUAUUUAUGAAAGCAAGAUUACAAUUGUUAUUACAAAUAGACCGCAUCGCUGCUGAAGAAAAGACGUUUGUAAAAAUGUUUUU
Messenger RNA from Copidosoma floridanum, 1596 nucleotides. Its product is annotated as dietary and metabolic glutamate transporter-like. The record is from RefSeq and is a predicted model, not a curated record. NCBI's taxonomy places the organism in Eukaryota, Metazoa, Arthropoda, Insecta, Hymenoptera, Encyrtidae. Gene Ontology annotation, molecular function: transmembrane transporter activity. Gene Ontology annotation, cellular component: membrane. Gene Ontology annotation, biological process: monoatomic anion transport; transmembrane transport.